This is a messenger RNA of Prorocentrum cordatum, 426 nucleotides long. Lineage: Eukaryota; Dinophyceae; Prorocentrales; Prorocentraceae. The record is from the annotation of a GenBank genome assembly.
GCGAGCGUGGCGUGCCCCAUCAACUGCCACUGCGACUAUGGCAUGUCUGGCAUAUUGUUGGGCAUAUUUGUAAUUCUCGCCGCGGGCGUGUUCACCUUCUUUCCCGUCUUCCUGAAUUGGUUCGCGUGGGAGUGGUACUUCGACCUGUGCUGGUUUUGCCUCGGGGUCGUCAUCCUGACGUUCGGCUGCGUCUACGAGUGCUGCGUCGGCGCUCCCGACGCGAAGGCCCGGAAGGCAGAGGCGGACGUCGAGUGGUACUUCGACCUGUGCUGGCUCUGGUUCUUCCUCGGGGUCGUCAUCCUGACGUUCGGCUGUGUCUACGAGUGCAGCGUCGGCGCUCCCGACGCGAAGGCCCGAAAGGCAGAGGCGGACGUCGAGGGCGGCGCUGUGAAUGCCCCUGUGCCGUACAUCGUGAUCAACAACUAG